AUGCCUGGAUCCCUGGAAUUGCAGCAGCCACCGGACAGACACAGGUUAUUCUUUAUUUUGCAGGAACAGAUCAGAAGACACUUCCUCUUGGCAACACUUUUCACAAAGAAAAGUGACGAGGAGAAAAUGAAGACGCUGUUUCUGUUGGUGGGCAUAGUUCUUUGCUUGGCAUUGGUGGAAGGCAAUCCAGGACCUUGUAAUGGCGUUAAUGAGAAUCUUAGGCCAUGUCCUUCAAAGUGCCCAGCUACCUGUGAAAAUUUGAACAAAGACAUUAAGUGCAGUCUUUUGUGCCGUCCCCCCGGAAUGUGUCAGUGCAAUGAUGGACAUGUCCGCGACAGCAAAGGAGUCUGCAUUCCUCGUGAUGACUGUCCUAAAAGAACUUGAUCUGGACCCGGCAAGGAGUAUAAGGAGUGUUCCGGUUGUGAAACAGCUUGUGAGGACACAGAUUGCAUAUACUGUACACUGACGUUUGUUCUCCCGCACAAUGCCGGUGUGGAUAUCUUCAUGAAAAUAAAAUCUGCUUACUACCAGGAGAAUGUAACUGAGCCUGCUGUAUGCUCCCUACUCACUCUAAUAAAGCUGAGAU
Messenger RNA from Pseudophryne corroboree (corroboree frog), 586 nucleotides. RefSeq names its product cysteine-rich venom protein 6-like. NCBI's taxonomy places the organism in Eukaryota, Metazoa, Chordata, Amphibia, Anura, Myobatrachidae. Bases 1 to 384 code for a protein of 127 amino acids. The transcript is spliced from 6 exons. The record is from RefSeq and is a predicted model, not a curated record.